Molecule: messenger RNA, 1281 nt
Organism: Microsporum canis CBS 113480
Lineage: Eukaryota; Fungi; Ascomycota; Eurotiomycetes; Onygenales; Arthrodermataceae
Product: aspartate aminotransferase
Exons: 6
Coding region: 1-1281 (426 amino acids)
Biological process (GO): biosynthetic process; L-aspartate catabolic process
Cellular component (GO): mitochondrion
Molecular function (GO): L-aspartate:2-oxoglutarate transaminase activity; pyridoxal phosphate binding
Source: RefSeq, a predicted model, not a curated record
AUGCUCUCUUCUCUACGGAUAGCCGGUCGAUCCGUGGCCGGCAGACGCUUCCUCGUUGCUGGGGCUCGACAGGCCUCGACCUGGGGAGCUGUGCCCCAGGGACCUCCGGACGCUAUCUUGGGCAUCACUGAGGCCUUCAAGGCGGAUUCUUUCAAGGAGAAGAUCAACCUCGGUGUAGGAGCUUACCGGGACGACCAGGGAAAGCCAUAUGUGCUGCCGUCCGUCAAGGCCGCUGAGGCCAAGGUGGUCAAUGCCAGCAUGGACAAAGAGUACGCCGGCAUCACCGGUGUCCCGGCCUUCACCAAGUCCGCCGCAGAGCUCGCGUACGGCAAGGACAGCGCCGCCAUCAAGGACGGCCGCAUCGCCAUCACCCAGACCAUCUCCGGCACCGGUGCCCUGCGAGUCGCCGCCGCCUUCAUCGAGCGCUUCUACCCCCACGGCAAGACCAUCUACAUCCCUACCCCGAGCUGGGCCAACCACGGCGCCGUCUUCAAGGACGCAGGCCUCCAGGUCGAAAAGUACAGAUACUACAACAAGGAGACCAUCGGGCUCGACUUUGAGGGCCUCAUCGCGGACAUGAAGGCUGCUCCCGAGAAGAGCGUCUUCCUCCUGCACGCCUGCGCACACAACCCGACCGGUAUCGACCCUACCCAGCCUCAGUGGAGGGAGAUUGCCGAAGUCAUGAAGUCCAAGGGCCACUUUGCCUUCUUCGACAUGGCGUACCAGGGCUUUGCCAGCGGAGACAUCAACAAGGACGCCUACGCUCUCCGCUACUUUGUCGAGCAGGGCAUGCCCCUUCUCCUCUGCCAGAGCUUCGCCAAGAACAUGGGACUGUAUGGCGAGCGUGUGGGCGCGUUCUCGGUUGCGUGUGAGUCCGCAGAGGAGAAGAAGCGUGUUGACUCGCAGAUCAAGAUCCUCGUUCGACCGCUCUACUCCAACCCCCCCGUCCACGGAGCCCGCAUCGCCUCGACCAUCAUGAACGACCCGGAGCUCAACAAGCAGUGGCUCGGCGAGCUCAAGGGCAUGGCCGACCGCAUCAUCGAGAUGAGAGCCCUGCUCAAGUCCAACCUCGAGCAGCUCGGCAGCAAGCACGACUGGAGCCACAUCACCUCCCAGAUUGGAAUGUUUGCGUACACCGGCCUCAAGCCAGAGCAGAUGGAGAAGCUCUCCAAGGAGCAGCACUCCGUCUAUGCCACCAAGGACGGCCGUAUCUCUGUCGCCGGCAUCACCUCCGCCAACGUCAAGCGUCUCGCCGAGUGCAUCUACAAGGUCACCGGCUAG